GGACCGGAAGUAAAGUCUGUAAACUAAAAAAAAUUGUAUGUGCGCAACGACUACAUAUUAAACCCCGCUUAAGAAAAUGUUYAAAAACACUUUUCAAAGUGGAUUUCUGUCCAUUUUAUACAGUCUUGGUAGUAAACCACUUCAGAUUUGGGACAAAAAGGUGAGGAAUGGUCACAUUAAGAGAGUCCCAGAUAAUGAUAUACACUCAAAUGUGUUGGAAAUUGAGGGCGCAAACGUCAGCACGACCUAUAUAACAUGUCCAGCAGACCCAAAGAAGACCCUCGGCAUCAAAUUACCAUUUUUGGUUAUGAUUAUCAAAAAUCAAAAGAAGUACUUUACCUUUGAAGUCCAGGUGUUGGAUGACAAAAAUGUUCGGAGACGCUUUAGAGCGAGCAACUACCAGAGCACCACUCGUGUGAAGCCGUUCAUCUGCACGAUGCCGAUGAGGCUGGAUGAUGGAUGGAACCAGAUCCAGUUUAACUUGUCUGACUUCACCAGGAGGGCCUACGGCACUAACUACAUGGAGACGCUGCGAGUGCAGAUUCAUGCAAACUGUCGAAUAAGGAGGGUCUAUUUCUCGGACAGACUAUACUCUGAAGAUGAAUUACCGGCUGAGUUUAAACUGUACUUGCCUGUCCAAAAUCAAAAGGCAAAGCAGCAGCAGUAAAGCUUUGAGCUKUGCCGUUCUCCACGUGUGAUGUGAUGUUUAGUUAUGAUUUAUGUUGUAUAGAUAGUAACUGGUUUUAUUUGUAAAAUUAAGGAUCAAAUGAUGUGUUUCUUUCUGCACAAUAAAGUUUUUUAUUGAUUGUAAA
Molecule: messenger RNA, 812 nt
Organism: Austrofundulus limnaeus
Lineage: Eukaryota; Metazoa; Chordata; Actinopteri; Cyprinodontiformes; Rivulidae
Gene: cfap20
Product: cilia and flagella associated protein 20
Exons: 6
Coding region: 77-667 (196 amino acids)
Source: RefSeq, a predicted model, not a curated record